Molecule: messenger RNA, 1523 nt
Organism: Echinops telfairi (small Madagascar hedgehog)
Lineage: Eukaryota; Metazoa; Chordata; Mammalia; Afrosoricida; Tenrecidae
Gene: SF3B4
Product: splicing factor 3b subunit 4
Exons: 6
Coding region: 70-1344 (424 amino acids)
Biological process (GO): positive regulation of mRNA splicing, via spliceosome
Cellular component (GO): U12-type spliceosomal complex; nucleolus
Molecular function (GO): RNA binding
Source: RefSeq, a predicted model, not a curated record
GGAAGUGGAAGCCUCGGCUGAGGUCAGAAGGCGGAGCCGCUGCCUGGAGACGGCGGGAGCUCGUUCGCCAUGGCUGCCGGCCCGAUCUCGGAGCGGAACCAGGAUGCUACGGUGUACGUGGGGGGCCUGGAUGAGAAGGUCAGCGAACCCCUCUUAUGGGAGCUGUUCCUCCAGGCAGGGCCAGUAGUCAACACUCACAUGCCAAAGGAUAGAGUCACCGGCCAGCACCAAGGCUACGGCUUUGUGGAGUUCUUGAGUGAGGAAGAUGCUGACUACGCCAUUAAGAUCAUGAACAUGAUCAAACUCUAUGGGAAACCCAUCCGAGUGAACAAGGCAUCAGCUCACAACAAAAACCUGGAUGUGGGGGCCAAUAUUUUUAUUGGGAACCUGGACCCAGAGAUUGAUGAGAAGCUGCUUUAUGAUACUUUCAGCGCCUUUGGGGUCAUCCUACAAACCCCCAAGAUUAUGCGGGACCCUGACACAGGCAACUCCAAGGGUUAUGCCUUCAUUAAUUUUGCGUCAUUUGAUGCUUCGGAUGCAGCGAUUGAGGCCAUGAAUGGGCAGUACCUGUGUAACCGCCCCAUCACCGUGUCUUAUGCCUUUAAGAAGGACUCGAAGGGUGAGCGGCAUGGCUCAGCAGCUGAAAGGCUCCUGGCAGCCCAGAAUCCACUCUCCCAGGCUGACCGCCCUCACCAGCUGUUUGCAGAUGCACCCCCUCCACCUUCUGCCCCCAAUCCUGUGGUGUCAUCACUGGGGUCUGGGCUUCCUCCACCAGGGAUGCCUCCUCCUGGCUCCUUCCCACCCCCAGUGCCACCACCUGGAGCCCUUCCCCCUGGCAUACCCCCAGCCAUGCCGCCACCACCUAUGCCUCCUGGAGCUGGAGGGCAUGGCCCCCCAUCAGCAGGAACCCCGGGAGCAGGACAUCCUGGACAUGGACAUUCUCAUCCCCACCCAUUCCCACCAGGUGGGAUGCCCCAUCCAGGGAUGUCUCAGAUGCAGCUGGCCCACCAUGGCCCCCAUGGCUUAGGACAUCCCCAUGCGGGGCCCCCAGGCUCUGGGGGACAGCCACCACCCCGACCACCACCUGGAAUGCCUCAUCCCGGACCCCCUCCAAUGGGCAUGCCCCCAAGAGGGCCUCCAUUUGGCUCGCCCAUGGGUCACCCAGGUCCAAUGCCACCGCAUGGCAUGCGAGGACCUCCUCCGCUGAUGCCUCCGCAUGGAUACACUGGCCCGCCACGCCCUCCACCCUAUGGCUACCAGCGGGGGCCCCUUCCUCCACCCAGACCCACUCCUCGGCCUCCAGUUCCUCCCCGGGGCCCUCUGCGAGGCCCUCUCCCUCAGUAAAUCCUCACUCUCCUGUCUUCUGUUUUAGUUUCCCAGUAUCUUCCGGAUUCCUUGGACCAAUCAGAGUUGCUGUAGCUCCCUGGAGCUAAGGCAGUAAUUACUCUCAGGCCUUUCUCCUUUUUUUUUUUAAAGUAACUUUUACCACAGGGGGUUUGUCUUUUUUUUUUCUUUCUAUGCUG